This is a messenger RNA of Oenanthe melanoleuca, 847 nucleotides long. Its product is annotated as apovitellenin-1-like. Lineage: Eukaryota; Metazoa; Chordata; Aves; Passeriformes; Muscicapidae. The coding region runs from base 189 to 608 and encodes 139 amino acids. Gene Ontology annotation, molecular function: enzyme inhibitor activity. Gene Ontology annotation, biological process: lipid metabolic process. Gene Ontology annotation, cellular component: chylomicron. The transcript is spliced from 5 exons. The record is from RefSeq and is a predicted model, not a curated record.
GAAGCUGCCUUCCACAUCACUUGGGCUCAGGUCAGAUUGACCCUCCAUUACCAAAUCUCAAUAACAGGUCCAGAGUCCUCCACAGCUUCUUGCCUGUCCCACUGAGCUGGAUGUGCUUGCAAAAGAGCAAAUGGGGAAACAAAGCAGGACCUUUGACCCCUUGCUACCACUAUAUUAGCUCUGCAUAAAUGCCGGGGUCUCAUAAGCACCCACCUCAGCUUGGACCUGAGAAAGAGAGAAAGCAGAACAGGUCUCUCUGUGUAGAGAGCAGAACCGGUACUCAAACCAUGCUGCAAUCCAGGGCAUUGGUGAUAGCUCUGAUUCUGCUCCUUAGCACCACUCUCCCCGAAGUGCAGUCAAAAUCCAUCUUUGAGAGAGACCGUCGUGACUUGCUGGCCAUCCCUGAAGCUAUUGUAUCUUACUGCUAUGAAGCAUUUAACAAGGUGUCUCCUAAAGUCAGUCAGUUCUUGUUGGAUACUGUCCAGAGUCCAACAGUUAUUGCGGCCAGACAGAGAAUCGCCAAAGAAGCAACUAAAGUCAGUAUAAUGCUUGAACAGCUGAUUGAAAAAAUAAAGAACAUGUGGUACACAAGAAUCCUAGGCUAUUAGCCAAAUGAAGACAAGCCAGUGUUUCCUGAUAGGGAACCCACCUUCAAAGACCAAAAGAUGGAAGGCAUCUGCUGAAGGCAUCUGCUGAAGCUUCUCCGGAAAAAAAAUCAAGCGGCUGGGCGCGGAGAAGGCAAUAUAGAGAUUGUAGAGUUCUUCCGUAGCCAAAUCUUGAAAAUUAAUUCCUCCUGACUGGCUUGGUCAUUGCCCCUCUAAUAAAAAAAUGUUGGUUGUUACACUUC